UUAAUUAUUAAAGAAGCUUCUCUUUAUAAUGGAAGAAUUAAACAGAUGAUCUUCAUGCUCCAUCAGUCAUGCUACACUUCUACGCUAAUCAGGAAUGAGUUGAGCUCAUGUCACAGCAGUUACCUCUGUUUUACUACAAGAUUGGAAAUAUCCUCAUUUUUGAACAUUAGAGCACCGAAUCUAGAUGAUACUGAGUAUUUUCUGGCUUUAGAGCAAUUGGAGUCUAAAACCCGCCUCAUUGUUAAGUUUGGUCUUGAACUAUUACCAUUAGCAAACAUAGCAUACAAAGAUUGAUGAAAGCUCAAGAAAUUUGAGAGGAAGGCAAGAAAUGCUAGAGGAGUUUACCCUAAGUACCUAUGUGAAGCUGUUGGUUUAUUUUGUAAAUGCCCAACCUAGAUAAACUUAAAGGUCAGAUUUAUAAAAAAAUGUAAGCUAAUAAAAUUAUUGGGAAAUUGAUAAAAGUGAUUAAUGUUUUGAAGCCAAACGAGAAACUAAAAUAAAGAAAAUGGUAAUGAGAUAAUUUGAAAAUCUUCAGCAAGUUUACAACCCAUUUCAAAACAUCAUCCAAACAACAGUCUUUCAAAACAAAUCCAAAAAGCUAAUUUCAGUAAAUUCUUUGACUAAACUUCUCCUAAACCUAUUUAUACUUAAAAAGAACAGAAUUCAAA
Molecule: messenger RNA, 668 nt
Organism: Moneuplotes crassus
Lineage: Eukaryota; Ciliophora; Spirotrichea; Euplotida; Euplotidae
Source: the annotation of a GenBank genome assembly